Perognathus longimembris pacificus (Pacific pocket mouse) is the source of this 716-nucleotide messenger RNA. RefSeq names its product MKRN2 opposite strand (gene Mkrn2os). The record is from RefSeq and is a predicted model, not a curated record. The transcript is spliced from 4 exons. The coding region runs from base 56 to 709 and encodes 217 amino acids. Lineage: Eukaryota; Metazoa; Chordata; Mammalia; Rodentia; Heteromyidae.
GCCAUCCGGAAAGGGAAGUCCCCCAGACCUCCCCGCAGCCCCCCAGGCCAAAGCUAUGCACCGCGCCCCGGUCGGGAGGCCUUUAAUUAAAUUCGACCACUGUGAGGCGUCCAUCUACAGCUUCGCGGUGCCCGCGCGCUGCCCCCUCUGCCAGCAGGGCGUGGGCCCGGCCACGCUGGAGGAGGCCCCGGUCAGCAUCUCCAGCCCACUGGCCGACGGGCAUCGCGAGAAGUGUGCCUUCCUCCUCAGACCCACCCAGGGCAGCUUCCUGAGGGAGUACGACGGGAGGUCCGAUCUGCAUGUUGGAAUAACCAGCACAGAAGGGGUGGUGUACCAUUACACGGCGCUGGGCGUGCGGCGCGACCCGGCGGGCUGGGAGCAGAGCCUGAGCGUCCCGCUGCUGCAGCCCGGCCUGUUCGCGCUGAUGGACCAGUGGGACAAGUACCUGGAGGACUUCUCGGCCACGGGGGCCUGGCUGCCCCACAGGUACGAGGAAGACGGCCACAACUGCUACAGCUACGCGCUCGCCUUCGUCAACUGCGUGCUGAGCACCGAGGGCCGGGCGCCGCUGGGCCGGCGCGAGUUCACGGAGAAGUACGUGCUCCCCCGGACCAGGCGGGCCUCCAAGUACAUCGCGCUGCACCGGGCCGUGGAGGAGCGCGGCUUCCACGCCGUGGGCCGGCCGCGGCCUGAGCCGCGCGGGUCCUGAGGAAGCG